Molecule: messenger RNA, 683 nt
Organism: Monopterus albus (swamp eel)
Lineage: Eukaryota; Metazoa; Chordata; Actinopteri; Synbranchiformes; Synbranchidae
Gene: rbis
Product: ribosomal biogenesis factor
Exons: 4
Coding region: 118-423 (101 amino acids)
Biological process (GO): ribosome biogenesis
Cellular component (GO): nucleolus
Source: RefSeq, a predicted model, not a curated record
AUGUGACGUCAUUUGUCGCAUGGAAAUGACGUGACUGAGCAGCACGUUUGUUGUGCAUGAGUACUGUAUAUCAACACCAAGCAGGCACGUCGUUUACAAGGUCGAUUUUAAGGUAACAUGGCGAAGAAUAAACAAAAAGGAAAAAAACAGAAGAAUGUUUUUCAAGUGGCUAACAAACACCCGAAACACAAGAACAAGGCGAAACCUGUCACAACCACACUCAAACAUAUCAAUGCAGUGAAAAAUGAGAAGGUGGAGAACCUCAAUCAAAUCUUCACAGAAGUCCAGCGGGAUGUUAAGAGUGUUUCAAAAUCUGUUGCUCCUGAACCAAAGAAACAAACACAGCAAACACAGGUUGUCAGACAGCCAGUGAAGGAAUCUGUAAGUGUUGAAAACACUGCUCAUCUUCUCUCUCAGCUAUAGCAGACCAAGAAUGAAACACAUGAACACUGAUGGCAGACAACAUGAACCACUCCUCACUGCUCAUGCUUAAUGUUUAAAAUAAAGUCUCAGAGGAUCUGUCAGUUCACUUCAAUACAUUUUGACAUUUCAUGCCAAAUACCAACUGCAGAGAAGCUAGUUAGAAGAGGCUGUGUGUCAUAAAACAUCCUGUACAUUCAUUGCAAAGAAAUGUAAUAAUAUAUGGCUUGUGCAUUGUCAACAGUGAGAUAUAUUUUAAUUGA